Messenger RNA from Perognathus longimembris pacificus (Pacific pocket mouse), 347 nucleotides. RefSeq names its product peptide YY (gene Pyy). NCBI's taxonomy places the organism in Eukaryota, Metazoa, Chordata, Mammalia, Rodentia, Heteromyidae. Gene Ontology annotation, cellular component: extracellular region. Gene Ontology annotation, molecular function: neuropeptide hormone activity; neuropeptide Y receptor binding. Gene Ontology annotation, biological process: feeding behavior; neuropeptide signaling pathway. The transcript has 3 exons. The record is from RefSeq and is a predicted model, not a curated record. Bases 1 to 300 code for a protein of 99 amino acids.
AUGGUGACUGUGCUCAGGCCGUGGCCUGCCAUGGCCACAGUGCUGCUAGCCCUGCUCGCCUGCUUGGGGGCGCUGGUCGAAGCCUACCCCGCCAAGCCCGAGGCUCCCGGCGAAGACGCCUCCCCCGAGGAGCUGAGCCGCUACUACGCCUCCCUGCGCCACUACCUCAAUCUGGUCACCCGGCAGCGGUAUGGGAAACGGGACAGCCCGGAUGCUCCCUUCUCCAGGCUGCUCUUGGCCAGUGACCAGGAGGACCACCUCGCCAGGUCGCGCAGGCCAGAAGGCGCCCACCCGUGGUGAAGACCCCCUGAGCCUCCUGAGAGAUGUGUGAACCGCACUGAUCACUG